Diorhabda sublineata is the source of this 2464-nucleotide messenger RNA. It is a transcript of the gene Sec10, whose product is annotated as exocyst complex component 5. The transcript has 16 exons. Gene Ontology annotation, biological process: Golgi to plasma membrane transport; exocytosis. The record is from RefSeq and is a predicted model, not a curated record. NCBI's taxonomy places the organism in Eukaryota, Metazoa, Arthropoda, Insecta, Coleoptera, Chrysomelidae. Gene Ontology annotation, cellular component: cytoplasm; exocyst. The coding region runs from base 274 to 2412 and encodes 712 amino acids.
GUAGCCAGCUUCAGUACGAAUUGGUUCUCCAUUGCUAUAUAUACAGCAAAUAAGCAUAUAAAAAAUAAAUUUGUGUACUUUACUUGUCUACUACCUUACUUAGGUUAAGUUUUUGUUUUCUGCUCACUCUGUGCCGCGAACAACAUUACUGAACGCAACUAAUAUUAAGCAACUUCAAGUAGGUUACUAACAUCUGUGAACUAACCUAAAAAUGUAACUGUUUAUCACCUACACCUACUUUUUAAUAAUAUAUUUCACUUACAAUUUUUCAAAAUGAUGCAACAAUAUAUGAAAGAAUUAGAGCAAGAACCUUUCGAUGCUGAAGAAUUUGUAGAACGUCUAGCAUGGAGAACUUUAGCAGAAUCCAAAAAUGGGGGAGAUGAAAAUGAUAUUAAUCCUGCAUUAUUACAAGAGUCUUUUGUGCAAGCUAUCAAAGAUCUGAACUUGCUACACGAGCGACAGCAAAAGAAAUGUGAAAAAUUAGAAGUAGCAGUCAGAGAGGAUGAAGCAACAUUUUUUCAAGAGAUAUAUAAUUUAUUGGAACAAAACAAGCAAGCUAUGGAGACGUUUCAAGAAUUGGAUGGUAAAAUUAAUCACGUAGCAACCAAAGUACUCCAUUUAGGUGAUCAAUUAGAUAGUGUUAAUGGACCUAGAUCUAGAGUUGUGGAUGCUCUGAAAUUAAUGAUUCAUGUAACUGAAUUUUUAUCAGAAGAUUCAGUUUUAUCACCUAUAUUUACAAGACCUGAACUGAUAGACGAUGCAGCUGAUAUAAUCCAGAAAUUAUAUUUAAUCUCUCAGGAUUUACCACCUAAAUUUGACAUCGCCAAAAGAAAAAUAGAAAGGAAAUACUCUGAUAUUGAAAAAGCUUUGAUAGAGGAAUUUGUGAUGGCUAUGGAUAACGAAAAUCUAAACAGAAUGAAAGAAAUAGCAACAGUAUUGUCACAAUUCAAAGGGUAUUCCCAAUGUGUAGAUGCUUACAUAGAUCACAGUCAAGUGGGAUGUUUGUCUAGUAAAGACGUUUUUGUAAAUUUUCUAACUCUUUGCAAAUAUAACAACGAAAUAAUACAGAAGGUAUUUAGUAAUCCAGAACAAGUGAUGGCAAAAUUUGUUUUGAAUAUAUACCAACUAAAAUUAGUUGAAUACAUUGAACAGAGGUUAAAUUCUAAACUGGGCACAUAUAGUUAUUUGCAGACUUUAUAUGAACUAUAUUCCAAGACGAAUCAGUUAUCGAACGAUCUAAGCGUUUUCAAUAUGGGAAAUGACAAAAAUUAUUUGGCAAAAUUAACAACAAACAUUUUCAACAAAUAUAUCAAUGAUUAUAUAACAAUGGAAUUGAAAUGCCUCAAAGACAAAUGUUCUUCCAAUUUACAAAAAUAUUAUGAAUCCAAAAAUCAUCAAAAGAAACAAAUACAAUCUGGAGGCUUUCAAGAUCUUCGAAGAGAUCUACAAGCGGUAAUAGGAACUAGAGCAAAUAUCAACAUCGCCCAAAUAGAAAAUUAUGGCGGAGAAACUUUCCUUUCGGAAGAAUUAGCGAUUACUAUCCUUCAAGAUACCAAACAUGCUUUCCAACGCUGUCAAUUGUUAUCCAAGCCCACAGAAAGAGCAGGAAACGCUGCACAAAUUUUGGACAGAUUGAUAAAUAGUCUAUUGGUAGAACAUGUAGAUUAUGCUGUCGAAAUAGGAUUACAAGCUGUACCUGUAGUGGAGGGAGCCAAGAAUCCCCCAAUUUUGUAUUUCUUCAGCGUUGUACAUCAUAGUAAUAAUAUAAUACAUUUAGUUGAAAAACAAUUCAUGGAUCUGGUAGUUCCUUUAGUCGAGAAUACGCCUAAACAUAACGAUUGCCUACAGAAAAAAAAAUUUGUUAUGGAAGAUACUGAACGUAAAAUCAAUACAGGCUUAGAUAGGUGUUUAAAUGCGAUUUCAACUUGGGUUAAACUCUAUCUUCAAACAGAACAAAAAAAAUCCGAUUUUAAACCAGAAUCAGAUGAUUUUGAUACUGUAGCAUCACCCGCCUGCAAAAAUGUAAUAAACUAUAUAAACAGUAUUAUUAAAGAAAUUAGAGCUAACUUGGAUGGUAAUAACGUCACUGCUAUAUUACAAGAACUUGGAAUUAGGUUACACAGAGUGAUAUAUGAUCAUAUGUUGCAGUUUCAAUACAACACUGCAGGAGCAAUGGUGGCCAUUUGUGAUUUAAAUGAAUAUAGACAUUGUACGAAAGUUUUAGGUCCUUUGGUGACUGAAUUAUUUGAAACUUUACAUGCUCUCUGUAACCUUCUUCUAGUGAAACCUGAAAAUUUACAACAAGUUUGCUCAGAAGAUUCAUUGGUUAAACUGGACAGAGCAAUUCUUCAUAAUUUUGUACAACUUCGAAGCGAUUUUAAGGUUCAAAAACAAACUAUUUUAAAAGUGUAGGUGUAACGAAAAUCUUGUAUAUUUUAAUUAACAAAUAAAUUAGUUAAGUAUA